Protopterus annectens (West African lungfish) is the source of this 621-nucleotide messenger RNA. RefSeq names its product troponin C-like. The record is from RefSeq and is a predicted model, not a curated record. The transcript has 5 exons. Gene Ontology annotation, molecular function: calcium ion binding. Bases 178 to 621 code for a protein of 147 amino acids. Lineage: Eukaryota; Metazoa; Chordata; Ceratodontiformes; Protopteridae.
UGAGUGUAGGGAUUUGCGAGCAGACGACUUGGAGUGAUUCUCCCUACCUGAACAGUGGUUCGACCCGUCGGUGUUAGCUAACAGAAUUAUGCAGAAAUGUUUUGCUUUUAGGUCUGGAAUCUGUGGAAUAUUGGUGACGUAUUGGCUGUUGAUUGAAAUAACCUUUUUCACAGAAGGAUGGGGAUCCACAUUUCGUAUCCUUUAGCCCACGAACCCAUCAGAUACAGUGAUGACUCUGACAGCGAUGAAUACAGUGAGGCUGCAGCUCAGCAGAUUCAUGAGAUCAACUUAAAGUAUUGUGAUGAUAUCAUUCAGCAACGCCAGCACUCUUUGAAAGCACAAAAAUUGUUUGAAGAAUGUGAGGCCCGCAAUGAAGGAAGGACUGCAGAGAUACUUAAAAAGUACCCUAUAUGGGAAGUAGAAGACAUUGUUAACUUAAAGCUGCAGUUUCAAUUAUUAGACAGCAACAUGGACUAUCUUUUAGAUUUUGAGGACAUUAAUAAUGCUUUGACUGAAGCUGGAGAUGAGUCAACUGAACAAGAAAGGCGGAUGUAUUUUCAUGAAAGCGAUCAAGAUGGCUUAGGUUUUAUUGACUUUGAGGCAUAUCUCGAGGUAUGGUAA